AUGGUGGAGACAGACUAUUACGACGAAUCGUGCAAUCUCUCGUUUUUCGAACAAGCGUUUUCAGAACAACGAUGCAUCGGUAAAGGCUCGUUUGGUGAGGUUUUCAAAGCGUUAAGCAAAGACGACCAUCGAUGGUAUGCAGUUAAGAUAAGCAUGGAGCCAUUUCGAAGCACUGGAGAUCGUGAAAAGAAAUUGAGAGAAGUGCAAAAACACGAACUUCUGCCAAAACAUCCCAAUCUUGUCUCUUUUGUGCGUGCGUGGGAAGAACUUGGCUUCUUGUACAUACAGACGGAGCUUUGUCAAUGCAGUUUAUUUGACUAUAAGCUGAAAGUGGGCGAAAUUAUCGAGAGCGAGCUGUGGAGUUUCUUCGCGGACAUGGCGCUGGCAGUGCGUUAUUUGCAUUCCCAUGGGCUUCUUCACUUGGAUAUCAAACCACAAAACGUUAUGGUUUCCUUCAACGGCAUCUGCAAACUUGGCGAUUUUUCGCUAGUUCUUGAUAUUGAAAAGGACUCUAAAAAUGAAGAGGAAGGUGAUGGGAAGUAUUUGGCACCGGAAGUUCUGCAGUAUGGAGCCGACAAGCCUUGUGAUAUUUUUUCAUUGGGCAUGACGAUGAUAGAUAUUUGCACUGAUCUCGAAUUGCCUUCUAAUGGUGAACUGUGGCAUGGGUUCCGACGCAAUAACAUUGAUCAUCAGUUUACCAAAGAUAUGCCACAAAUGCUUCUAAAUGCUGUGCUGCCGCUUCUCGAAAUGGAUCCGAAAAAAAGACCCACUGCUGAUGAAAUAUGUUGUUUCCCGAUGCUUGCGAAUAUUAUUCAACAGCGCAAGGUUUCAAUGAGCAAAUUUUUUAUGAUGCUAGGUUAA
Molecule: messenger RNA, 861 nt
Organism: Gongylonema pulchrum
Lineage: Eukaryota; Metazoa; Nematoda; Chromadorea; Rhabditida; Gongylonematidae
Source: the annotation of a GenBank genome assembly